AAAAAAAAAAAAAAAAAAAAAAAAGUUAAAUAAUAACAAGAAACAAGUCAAAUAAAUAAGCAAAUACAUUAAACAAGAUGGCCUACUAUUAUAUGUUUAACGGAAAGCACGUAGGAAACGACGUAGAUUGAAACAGAAAACAAAGAAAACCAUUAUCAGCAUUUAUAUUAUACACAUAUACAAACUAAAAUAGUCACAAAUUACACAUUUAUCAAUUAUUAACAACAAUUAAUAUUAUCCAUCAUGAAUACAACAACAACAACAAAUAUCCAAGAAAACUUGAAUUUUAUUACAUAUCAAGAUCCUUUGCUCUUCCAGCAAUUGGACACAUUAUCUCAUCAACUUCCUACUUUUUCUGAAAAUGAAGCUCUUUUUACUGACCUCUUCAAAGAUCCUACUAUCGAUCAAUUAUUACUCUCUGUUUAUAACUCUCCUAUUUCAUCCCCUGAUUCUUCUGCAUCCGAAACUUUAGAUAGUCCUUCCACUACUUUACUUCAAGAUAGUCCUUCUAAUACUUUACUUCAAGAUAGUUUCUUGGAUGAUUUCUUAACUACCUCUCAUCCUAUGACUUAUGACUUUGGUGCAUUAGAAAAAUUGAUUCAUUCGGAAGAGGUGUCUGCUGCUACUGAGACUGGAAAAGGCCAAGAACAAGAACAAAAAGAAAAAGUAAAGGAACAACAACCCAUACGUUUAAAGCAACGUUCAACAAAGAAGAAUCAACUUCAAGGACAAUCCACAAUGUCUAUCAAGAUUAAUACUCAGAAAUCAACUAAACCUCCUCGUAAGUUGGAGUGUUUUAAUUGUAAAGUAACCAAGACUCCUCUAUGGCGUAGAACACCUGAUCGUCAACAUUCUCUCUGUAAUGCUUGUGGACUUUAUUAUAAGCAAUACAAUACGCAUCGUCCUCUUCAUGUUCGUAAUAAGACUCAUACAAUUCGUGCUCAUCCUUAUGCUUGCGAACGUGUUUUACCUAUUACUAUUAUUCAGCAACAAGAAAAGGAUUCCUCCUCUUCCUCUACUACUACUACUACCUUAACAACAACAACAACAACAGCAGAAGAAGUAAAUAACAAUCAAUCAGUAGGACAAGAAUGUGCUAAUUGUCAUCAAACUCAAACUCCUCUUUGGCGAAAGAAUGAACGCGGUGAACCUGUUUGCAAUGCAUGUGGUUUGUAUGCUAAACUUCAUCAUCGAGAUCGUCCUGUAGAAUUACGCAAGACAACUAUACAAAGACGUAGACGUGAUUGGCAUUCUGACGAAACAGAAGAAGAAGAAGUAGUAGUAGUAGCAAUAGACGAAGCAUCUGAAGGCUCACGACAAUCAAGUCAAGAACAGCAGAAUACGAUCCUCGAAACUAAUCAUUCAAAUUCACCUGAAUCGUGUGCUACACCACCACCACCACCAUCACAGGCCUUAUCUCCUUUAAAUUCUCCAUUAGCUGGCCUUGAGGCAGAAGAUACCCGCUUUGUUUCUCUUUUACUUCAAAUGGAUCGUGAUCAAAUGCAUGGUUUCCUUGAAACGCUUGAACGUAGAUGUGGUUUCCUAAAGACCCUUCUUAGCACCCCUGCUCUUAACAAUAAAUAAUUCUAUAUAUAAAAUUUACUUCAACUUUAAAAAAAAUAAAAAAAUAAAUUAUUUAUAGACUUAUAGCUAA
Molecule: messenger RNA, 1654 nt
Organism: Cokeromyces recurvatus
Lineage: Eukaryota; Fungi; Mucoromycota; Mucoromycetes; Mucorales; Mucoraceae
Exons: 1
Coding region: 244-1584 (446 amino acids)
Biological process (GO): positive regulation of transcription by RNA polymerase II; negative regulation of transcription by RNA polymerase II
Molecular function (GO): DNA-binding transcription factor activity, RNA polymerase II-specific; zinc ion binding; RNA polymerase II cis-regulatory region sequence-specific DNA binding
Source: RefSeq, a predicted model, not a curated record